AUGCUUUCAAACACUAACAAAGACAGGUUGAUUGAUGAGUUAAGGAGAGAAGUAGAAGAGCUUCGUUAGAAUGAAAAAGAUUAUUAAGAUUUGAAUUUUUUAUUGACAAAUCUUGAAAGUAGGUAUUAAUUGUUAAAUGAUGAAAAGAGACAAUUAGAGUUAGACUUUAAUGACCGCACUGAUGUAUAAAUCAGAUAGAUUGCAAAUUUAAAGACUGAAGUAGAUACUUUAAAAGAAACUCUAAAAUACAAACAAAGAGAGUUGGAUGAUGCUGUCGCAGAGCUGAAGGCUAUUAAAGAAGUAUCUGAUCACAAAUAAAUCAACACUGAAAGGCUUAAAGUUGAAUUAAAGCAAUCUUUUGAAAAUAAUUAACGUCUUAAGGAGGAUAAUUAGUCUAUGGAAACUUAAUUGAGAUGGUAAAAAGAAGAAAAAAAAAACCUAAUGGAAAGGAUGGAUCAGCUUACAUUGAAUAUUGAGGAAGUUAUGGAAAAAAACGAAGAUUUAGAAAGAGUUUUAGAGGAAAGUGAAAAAGACAAGCGCAACCUAGAAAACUUACAUGCACAGCUAUAAAGUGAAUAUGAACUUUUAAAUGAAGAGUUAAGAAGGAAAAAUUAAAUAAUUUCAGAACUAGAGUCUUAAAAUAGCCAUUAACUUAAGCAAAUACUUACUUUAGAGAGCGAUAAAGGUAAUAAGUCUUCAGAAGUUAUGAAGCUUAAGUAAGAGUUAGAGGAGCUAAGACAUAUUAAUAAAAAUUAGAAAGAGGAUAUUUUUAAUCUUGAUCAAUGUGUUAAGGAUAAAUAAAGUCAGCUUGAUUAGAAUUAUAAGGAGCUAAAAUCAUUAUAAAAUAACUAUACACUUGCCUUAGAAGAGUCUAAGAAAGCAUAAGAUCAUGCAGAAGUUUUAUUAAGAAGAGUAGAAGAGAUGUAAGAAAGAAAUGAUUCUCUAAUAGUAGAAAAUGAAUCAACUAAAAAAAGAUUAAAUGACAAAGAAAGAGAGAGUCGUUAAGAGUUUAUGAAAAAAGAAGAAGAAAUCUCAAUUUUAAAGAGGGAGAUUGAUGAAAAAAACGAACUCCUCAGCGAAAUGGAGCAGCAAAGCACAAAAGCUUUAGAAACAAUUUUACGCUUAGAAUCUGAAAAUAAAGAUAUCAUCAAAGACUACGAUUGGAUUAAAAAUGAACUUGAUGAAAACAAUUCAAGAAUAAAGAAUGAAAUCAACAGAAAUCUAGACUUAGUUAAUGCAAACAGGGAAUUAGAAGAUGCUUUGAGGGAAAGAGAAGAGUUAAUUAAUGACUUGGAAAGAAGAGAGACGGAAUUAAGACAAAUUAGUGAAGAGCUAAUGGAGGUUAAUAGAAAUUAGAAGAGGGAUAUAAUGCAGAUUUAAAAUGAAAAUUAAUUAAAGUAAAGCAGAAUAGAAGAUUAUCAUAAAAGAGAAGAAAAAGAUAAAGAUUUGAUCAUGUCAUUUAAAUAGAAAAAUGAUGAUCUUUCAAAAGAAAAUGGAUAGUUGCAUUUAGCUGUUCAAGAUUUAAAAGGCUAGGUGAAUAAAUUAUCUUAGUAACUUGAUAUAAAAGAAUAAACUAUGAAUUAAAUUGAAGAAUAAAGCUAGAAUUCACUUCAAACUCUUUUGAAGCUGGAGGAUGAUUAUAAAAAGUAAUAAAGAAAGAAUGAUAAAUUAAAACAAGAAAAUUUAGAUCUUAAAAGCUAGUUGGCUGAAAGUCACAAAUAAGUGAAAGAUGUAAUAGCAGAAAUAAGAUUUAAAGAUGAAUAAUUAAAUGAAAAAUUGACUGAAAACCGCUAAUUGAAAAAUUAACUCAAUGAUGUUGUAGAUUAAAGAUAAGAAUUAAUAUAAGAAUUUGAAAAGAUUCAAAGAAAAAACUAAUUACUUGAAAAAUAAAAUUUCGAAUUGUAGGACAAUCUUUAAAAUUUGUAUAAAGAAGAAGCGGCUUUGAAGCAACUCAUGGAUAAGAAAAGAUAAAUUCGUGAAGCAAGAAUAAAAGAAGAGUAGGAAUUAAAGUAAAGUUUAAGCUAGUUAAAACAAACUUUAGAAGGUAAUUCACAUCAUUUAAAUUAAUAUGCUAGAAAUAUAGCAAAUAAUAAUCAGAAUAUUAAUAUGGAUUACUAAAAGACAAAAGUUGGAUAAAACAACCAGUCUACUUCAUAUAGAAGCUAUAAUAAUUAAAGCUAUAAUAAUAUUCUAUCAAACAAUAAUGUUCUUGAUGAUUUCUAGAUAACCAACAAUAUAUAAACAAAUAAUAAAUCUUCUUCAUACAGAAAUUUGUGA
Messenger RNA from Tetrahymena thermophila SB210, 2277 nucleotides. RefSeq lists its product as hypothetical. Lineage: Eukaryota; Ciliophora; Oligohymenophorea; Hymenostomatida; Tetrahymenidae. The record is from RefSeq and is a predicted model, not a curated record. The transcript is spliced from 3 exons.